CAUCAUUAAACCCGGAUAGUCAUUUGUGAAUUUACCUUUGAUCAGGGUUCGAAUUCAUAAUCUAACGGAUUUACCUAUGGCCAGUCAGUGUUUGUAGUUGGAUACUAUUCGUGUGGAUAUCUUUUAAAAAUGGCGGAAGCGAUCAAUGGCGAUGGAGGGAUUAAGCUUACGACUUUUGACAAAGAAGAUGACCAUGACGACGUGGAGAAGGAGGUCGACAUCGAGAACAUCGCCCAGCAGAGAGCUGAUGAUAUCAUGAAGGAGACAUCGAGUAGGGUUAUGUAUGCCGUGGGGGACAGACCGCCUUGGUACACGACUAUUAUACUCUCGUUCCAGAAUUCUCUAGGAAUGUUUAGUGGCGCCCUCUCCAUGCCCUUGGUUGUCGCUCCGUACCUAUGCAUCCUGGAUGAUCACUACAGCCUGUCACGUGUCUUUGCGUCAACAUUCUUCGUCGCUUCAAUACAGACACUGUUGCAGACUACCUUCGGUGUCCGAUUACCCAUAGUUCAAGGACCGACAAUGACCUUCGUCCUUCCAAUGUUUACUCUGAUGUCACUCCGGGGUGAAUGCCCUGUAAUUGGAGAUCCUAUUGGUAAUGAAACCAAUGUCACGGUAACGGUAGAGGAUGUCAGAUCAGAAUUCCGGAUACGAAUGAGAGAGUUCCAAGGGGCUCUGUUGAUAGCUUCCCUGUUCGAAACCCUUGUUGGUUUCCUCGGCAUCGUAACCCUGGUCAUGAGAUUCAUUGGACCGAUAACCAUAGCACCAACAGUAGGACUGAUCGGAUUCUCACUGUUUGAAAUCGCAAUCCUGCAAGCCGAGAGUAAUUGGGGAAUAUCUGCAUUCGUGGCAAUCUUGGUAGUGAUUUUCUCCCAGUACAUGGAGCGUCUGAUGGUGCCUUGUUUAUCCUACUCUAAGGAGAAAGGCAUCCACAUCUCUCGGUUUCCCGUAUUCAGAAUAUUCCCGAUCCUUCUGGCAACUCUAUUAGGAUGGCUGCUUUGCUACAUUCUGACCAUCACGGAAGUAUUUCCUAGUGACCCGGAAGCAGCAGGUUACCGAGCCAGGACAGAUCUCAGAGACGAAUCCUUCCGAGAAACCGACUGGUUCUUUUUCCCAUCUCCAGGCCAGUGGGGUGCUCCUACCUUCAAAAUUGGUGGAAUCCUCGGAGUAACAGCUGGUACAUUUGCCUCCAUCAUUGAAUCUAUUGGAGAUUACUACGCAUGCGCAAAGUUGGCCGGAGCGCCACCCCCACCCGGUCAUGCGUUGAACCGGGGAAUCGGUAUGGAAGGACUUGGCGGAUUCUUUUCGGCAUUAUGGGGUACCGGUACCAGUUCUACGUCAUAUAGUGGUAAUGUUGGUUACAUCGGCAUAACGAAGGUUGGAAGCCGACUUGUUAUACAGGGAAUGGCACUAAUACUAUUAUCGGGAGCUUUUCUUCUGAAAGUUAGCGCCUUUUUUGCCCUUAUUCCUGUACCGGUUGUAGGCGGGAUAUUUGCAGCCACCAUAGGUAUGAUUGCCGCUGUCGGUAUGGCAAAUCUCCAAUAUAUCGACAUGAACUCACCCCGUAAUCUCUUCGUUGUUGGGAUCUCUUUUUUCUUGGGUCUCGCUCUUCCACAGCAUAUUCAAAGAAAUCCCACAAUUAUCCAAACAGGAUCAGACACACUUGACCAAGUUCUGCUUGCGGUCCUAUCAACGAGUAUGUUUGUGGGUGGUGCAGUUGCUUGUUUUCUGGACAACACUGUACCAGGAACGAUCGAAGAGCGAGGAAUGAUUAAAUACUGGAAGUUAUACGAUGAUGACAAGUAUGCAGGAGAAUACGACGAAGAAACCGAGGGAAAGAUUGAAAAGGAGGUAACUCGCAUUGUCAAUGAGUGUUAUGACAUGCCAUUUGGUAUGGCUCGCCUUCGUAGCUGGUCCUGGUCCUAUUAUGUGCCGUUUAGUCCAACGUUUAAGGGAUUUAAUACCCGAUGUGGCUGCAAGAAACGAGAGGCGAAGGCCUCGUAGGUGAUAAUGGAACAUAUCUUUAUUAAGGAGAGUCUACCCGGAAUGGAUAGUCGUUUCAUGAAAAGAGAGAGAGAUAAUAGGUGGAAAAUCGACAUACUGAAAUAAGAAAAUUAAGAUCUUUUUAUUUGGUUCAAAAACAUGCCAUGCUCGAGUGAUAGGGUCAAGAGAAAUUAUGAAUUGGCUCCGAAGUGUCAGAAAUCACAUCUUAUCAGAGUUUUAGUCAGUACGAUAUUUUUGUUUGUAUAUGUACGUAUUUGAAUAUUCUAUAAAUUGGAAAUUAUGUAUAUACAUGUAUAUUAGUUUUAUACUAAUCCGAUAGCAACAUGUUUAGGAAAAAAUAUAAUGACAAGCAAGUACACGACAAAUACAAGAAUUUCCCUCUUUCGCGUGUCAAGAUCUACUUUUAAAAUUUAUGGUUUUAAGGAUUUACAUUCUUUUAUUUCAUUUUGAAAAUGGGCAAAACUUUCUUGUUUUAUAACAUAUACAUGUAUGCAAGGGCUGACAAUUUGUCCGAGUGUGGAGGGUUACCCAUGUACAAAUUUAUCACCUAUUUGUGACAGUAAUUUUGUUAAACUGAAAUAUCUCAAUAAUAUGUCAUAUCAACUACACUAUAAAAAGAGCUGGUCAAAAGUAUUGUUUUGGUGAAAUUGUAUUCCCGAUCGGUCAUAUCUCACAAAUUUGUUUCAUAAAAAUCGGUGAAUAUUUUCGAUUCUCAACAAAUGUUUACCUUACGAGUGUAUCGAAUGAAUUAAAAUGGGAUAAAUGUCAAAACAUUUUUGCAGGUGGAAUUACACACACAAAAAAAAAACCUUCCGGUGUAACGUAUUCAAAUCAAGUAUAAUUACACGAUUUAUAUACAGAUAUAUAAAAGGAACUGCUUAAAACUUGAGGUAAAUGAAGAUUUACUACGUAUGUGAAUACAUACUUUUAUGAAGUGAUAUAUGCACAUUAAAAUUUAGUGAUAAUUCAUUAUCGCAUCAGUUCUCACGUACAUUUAGAGGUGUGGAGUUCUAUGUCAUUAGGUUGAAUUCCAGCUGCCAAAUAUCAAAAUAAUUUCAUUAGUAUACCUUCCUCGUAUAUGUGUG
Messenger RNA from Lytechinus variegatus (green sea urchin), 3086 nucleotides. RefSeq names its product solute carrier family 23 member 1-like. Gene Ontology annotation, biological process: transmembrane transport. The coding region runs from base 130 to 2001 and encodes 623 amino acids. Gene Ontology annotation, cellular component: membrane. NCBI's taxonomy places the organism in Eukaryota, Metazoa, Echinodermata, Echinoidea, Temnopleuroida, Toxopneustidae. Gene Ontology annotation, molecular function: transmembrane transporter activity. The transcript is spliced from 13 exons. The record is from RefSeq and is a predicted model, not a curated record.